CAAGUCGAUUCGUUCACCCGCCUUGUCAGAAGGACCAUUAGCCUCAAUUGCAAUAACUACUGCAUGGCCACCUGCCUUAUCACAUUAUAGAUGCACCCGUCAGCAUGACGGUCCAACAGCAAAGCAGAGAAGCAGGAGGUAAACAGCGCUUGCCCGCCUUAACUCCGGCCGCGGUUCGGACCUAACCAGUUCAUAUCGCCGACAUCUCCCCAUUGUAUUGCCAGACUUAUACUUAACUACAUUAUAUUCUCUCCUCUUCUGUUCCAUCAGCUCAGAUAGUGAGACCCCCUCCACGUCGAUACACUUCUAUACAAGAAUCCGCCCAGUUGGCCUCAUCAUGUCAAACUUCACUCCGGCUGCUAUUGAAAAGCGGGCGACACAGGGAGCAUUCUUUAAACGCCAGCUCUUUAAUGAACCGCCCGUUACCUCGCGCCAGAAGGUCGAUCUUACAGGGCAGACUAUUAUUGUCACCGGGGCUAAUACCGGACUAGGCUUGGAGUGCAGCAAGCAGCUGCUGGAGCUGGGGCUGAGUCAGCUGAUUAUCGCAGUCCGUAGUAUAGCCAAGGGAGAAGAGGCUAAGCAGCAGCUGCUGAACCAGUACCGCGGGCAGCGGAGCGACAGCAGUAAAGUCAGGGUGGAGGUGUGGCCGCUGGACUUGGCCAGCUAUGAGUCGAUUCUGGCCUUCGUGGAGCGCACCAAGACGUUGGAUCGGCUGGAUGUGGUAGUUAACAACGCGGGAAUUUCAAAGCGAGUUUUUACGCCCAACGUCUUUACAGGCCACGAGGAGUCGGUCCAGGUCAAUUUCCUCUCCACCGCGCUGCUAACCCUCCUUCUUAUCCCUGUACUACGGUCGAAGAACACCCCGCAACGGCCUGGCCGUAUUACCAUUGUCAGCUCUGAUACCCCUGCGUGGGCGAAGUUCAAGGAGCAGGACACCCGUCCCCUCCUGGCUGGCUUCGAUGAUAAGGCUUUCUUCUCUGUGGACCGCUACGCCACCUCCAAGCUCCUGGGCCAGUUCUUUAUCUACGAACUCACCAAGCGCGUCCCCUCAUCCGUCGUCGUCAUUAAUGGGCCCAAUCCAGGCUUGUGCAAGUCGGGCCUCGUCCGCGAGUACCGCGGUACGUUCUUCGGCUUCAUCUUUGGCAUAAUGGAGGCUAUCCUCGCCCGGAAGCCCGCCGUCGGCGCCCGUGCCCUCACCGACGCCGCCGUCAACCACGGACCCGAGAGCCACGGCCAGUUCAUCGAGGACGGCAAACUUGCGGCCUGGGCGCCCAUCUUGUAUAAGUCCAAGGGCGAGAAGAUUCGCAAGCAACUGUGGGAGGAGCUGAUGGGUGAGCUGGCGUUUGCUGGGGUGGAAGACAUCCUUAAAGGCCUCAGCGCCUAGUUUACAUUCCUUGCUUUGUCCCCUUCGUUUUACUUGCAUUUUCUUCCUCAUUGUUUUCUGGCGUUCGCUCUGCCUUAUGCUCUUGCUUCUCAAUACAACUUUUGGAUAAGUGGUAGAAGAAAGCAGUUGCGUGCCUAAUCAAACGUGUGAAUUACGC
Aspergillus saccharolyticus JOP 1030-1 is the source of this 1541-nucleotide messenger RNA. RefSeq names its product NAD(P)-binding protein. The transcript has 2 exons. Lineage: Eukaryota; Fungi; Ascomycota; Eurotiomycetes; Eurotiales; Aspergillaceae. The coding region runs from base 338 to 1384 and encodes 348 amino acids. The record is from RefSeq and is a predicted model, not a curated record.